AUGCCAGCUGGGUCAGAGAAGAGUGGAGUUGUUUGUUUUCAAUAUCAGCAACCUGGACAUUACAAGUCCAACUGUCCUAUGAAAUCAUCUGCAGUUCCUACAGCAUCGAGAGCUUGUUAUGGGUGUGGCCAGCCAGAUCAUUUGAUUCGGGAUUACCCGAAUCGGGGAAUAGAAAUGGGUAGUGGCAGAGGGUCACAGCAGAGGCUGUCGCAGUCGGCUACAGCUCAAUCAGGUUUUAGACCGCCACCACCACCACAGUCUGCCAUGUCCUCUCAGGGUUCACGGCCAGUUAGGAGGGAUACUCCUACUAUAGGAAGAGUCACAGUUUGCACUCCCGAGGGAGAUUGCUUCUUUUUCAUGGGAGAUCGAAGUGAUUUCCAACCUUCAUCAAUGUAUGGAAUUAGUGGAUGA
Messenger RNA from Cornus florida, 411 nucleotides. RefSeq lists its product as uncharacterized. The transcript is spliced from 2 exons. The record is from RefSeq and is a predicted model, not a curated record. Gene Ontology annotation, molecular function: zinc ion binding; nucleic acid binding. Bases 1 to 411 code for a protein of 136 amino acids. Lineage: Eukaryota; Viridiplantae; Streptophyta; Magnoliopsida; Cornales; Cornaceae.